AUCACUUAUUUAACCAUGGUUACUUUCUAACCUCACUCAAACUCAACAUAAACCACUCUUAUCUUCUCUCUCUCACGCAUUUACACAAACACUUUAAACUCGUUAAUGGUGUCUCAGAUCUAACUCUCAUAACUGCACCACUCUCGUUCUUCACAAGCUUCAUUUCUUAGUUCAAACUCAACUAAACGACGCCGUUUCGUUUCUUCACAUGCAGAAAAUGACGAACCGUUUCCCUGAGGAAGUUCUCGAGUACGUGUUCUCCUUCAUUCAAUGUGACAAAGACCGAAACGCUAUCUCUUUAGUGUGUAAAUCAUGGUACGAGAUCGAACGGUGGUGCAGGAGGCAGAUUUUCGUCGGGAACUGCUAUGCCGUGAGUCCUUCAACGGUGACGAAACGGUUUCCGGAGCUGAGAUCCAUUUCGUUGAAAGGGAAACCGCACUUUGCGGACUUCAAUUUGGUGCCGGAAGGAUGGGGAGGUUACGUUAGUCCGUGGAUCGCGGCUAUGGCGUGUGGUUUGCCGUUGCUGGAAGAGAUUCGGCUCAAGAGGAUGGUUAUAACAGAUGAGAGCUUGGAGCUUAUUGCUAAGUCGUUUAAGAAUUUUAAGGUUUUGGUGCUUAUUUCGUGUGAGGGGUUUACGACGGAUGGACUUGCUGCCAUUGCUUCUAAUUGCAGGAAUUUGAAGGAAUUGAACUUGCAGGAGAGUGAACUGGAGGACCUUAGUGGGCAUUGGUUAAGCCAAUUUCCUGAUUCUUACACAUCAUUAGUGUCACUUAACAUCUCUUGCUUGAACAAUGAGGUGAAUUUGUCCGCACUAGAGCGUCUGCUUGGUAGGUGUCCUAACCUCCAGACUCUUCGUCUCAAUCAUGCUGCGCCCCUUGAUAAACUGCCGAACUUACUUAGCCGAUGUCCUCAGCUGGCUGAGUUAGGCACAGGAGUUUACUCAGCUGAGAUGCGUCCAGAUGUCUUUUCAAACCUAGUAACCGCAUUUGCUGGGUGUAAGCAAUUGAAGAACUUGUCUGGUUUUUGGCAAGUUCUGCCAUCCUACCUUCCGGCACUAAAUCCUGUCUGCACUAGGCUAACAUCACUAAACCUGAGUUAUGCUGUCAUUCAAAGCUCUGAUCUUAUCAAGCUUGUCGGUCAAUGCCCCAAUUUGUUGCGGUUUUGGGUGCUUGAUUACAUAGAAGAUGCUGGUCUUGAUGCCGUUGCUGCUUCAUGCAAGGAUCUACAAGAGUUGAGGGUGUUUCCUUCUGAUCCAUUUGGCUUAGAGCCAAAUAUUGCGUUGACAGAACAGGGUCUUGUCUCUGUAUCUAAAGGCUGCCCAAAGCUCCAGUCCAUUCUAUAUUUUUGUCGUCAAAUGUCUAAUGCUGCUCUAAAUACUAUUGCGCAGAAUAGGCCUAAUUUGACUCGCUUUCGCCUGUGUAUUCUGGAGCCUCGAACUCCUGACUAUCUUACCCUUCAACCACUGGAUUCUGGUUUUGGAGCUAUUGUAGAACAUUGUAAGGAUCUUCGGCGUCUUUCCCUUUCUGGCCUUCUUACUGAUCGUGUUUUUGAGUAUAUUGGAACUCACGCGAAGAAGCUGGAGAUGCUAUCUGUUGCCUUUGCUGGAGAUAGCGAUUUGGGUCUCCAUUAUAUGCUGUCUGGGUGCGAUAAUCUUAGGAAGCUAGAGAUCAGGGACUGCCCCUUUGGUGACAAGGCUCUCUUGGCCAAUGCGGCAAAACUCGAGACAAUGCGAUCCCUUUGGAUGUCCUCUUGCCCAGUGAGUUAUGGAGCAUGUAAGCUACUGGGACAGCAAAUGCCCAGACUUAAUGUUGAAGUCAUUGAUGAAAGAGGAUCUCCAGAUUCAAGGCCAGAUAGUUGUCCUGUGGAGAAGCUUUAUAUAUACAGGAGUACUGCCGGGCCAAGGUUGGACAUGCCUGAUUUUGUCUGGACAAUGGAGGAUGAUUCCUCCGUACGACUCGAGCAACCUAGCAGUGUAUAGAGCCAAGGAAUCCUUAUGAAUUUAAUGUGGCAGAUUUUAAUCCCAGGUACUGUAGGAUUGCGUUGAGGGUUUGAGCUCUCAUGUCAUUCAUUUUACAGUUUGGCCGAGCCCUGGGAUGUCCAUUUACUAAUCAAUAGAGACCAAAACUAUGUUGUUGUAUGUGCAUUAGAUACAAUUGUUGUAUUAUUCCUCAUACUGUAAUGUUUGCAGACUUAAGGUUUAUACAUUUAUUUAUAUUCAUGUUGUUUC
This is a messenger RNA of Vicia villosa (hairy vetch), 2227 nucleotides long. RefSeq names its product protein TRANSPORT INHIBITOR RESPONSE 1. The record is from RefSeq and is a predicted model, not a curated record. Gene Ontology annotation, cellular component: SCF ubiquitin ligase complex. The transcript is spliced from 4 exons. Gene Ontology annotation, molecular function: protein binding. Bases 209 to 1978 code for a protein of 589 amino acids. Gene Ontology annotation, biological process: SCF-dependent proteasomal ubiquitin-dependent protein catabolic process. NCBI's taxonomy places the organism in Eukaryota, Viridiplantae, Streptophyta, Magnoliopsida, Fabales, Fabaceae.